Messenger RNA from Lutra lutra (Eurasian river otter), 7736 nucleotides. RefSeq names its product TBC1 domain family member 32 (gene TBC1D32). The record is from RefSeq and is a predicted model, not a curated record. Gene Ontology annotation, biological process: non-motile cilium assembly. NCBI's taxonomy places the organism in Eukaryota, Metazoa, Chordata, Mammalia, Carnivora, Mustelidae.
ACCCAUCAAAACCUUCCGGGAUCUCUCUCUUUUGCGGUUAGCGGGGACAGCCUGAACAGUAUUCGUACAGAAGCCGGCAACGACUAGGACCAAAGGCGGGUCCUUGCGCACCCCUGCUUCCCGAAAAGGAUGGCCCAUUUCUCAGGAGAGGACGAGGUGAUGCUGCAGGCGAUGCUGAGGCAGCUGUUCCUGAGCGUGAAGGAGAAGAUCACGGGUGCCCCCUCUCUGGAGUGCGCCGAGGAAAUCCUCUUACAUCUGGAGGAAACUGAUGAAAAUUUUCACAACUAUGAAUUUGUGAAAUAUCUUCGGCAGCAUAUAUGUAACACUUUGGGGUCUAUGAUUGAAGAAGAAAUGGAAAAAUGGACAUCUGAUCAGAAUCAGGAUGAGGAAUCUGGCUAUGACACAGCUGUACAGCAUGUUACUAAAAGGAUUCAGGAAUCUAAAGAAUACAAAGAAAUGAUGCAUUCCCUGAAGAAUAUCAUGAUGGUAGUGGUGGAAUCUAUGAUUAACAAGUUUGAAGAAGAUGAGAUGCGAAGUCAAGAGAGGCAGAAAAAAAUCCAGAAGGAGAAAAGCAACAGUUACUGCACAGAUAAUUGCUCUGAUAGUGAUUCGUCAUUCAAUCAGAGUUACAAAUUUUGUCAAGGAAAAUUGCAAUUGAUUUUAGACCAGUUGGAUCCAGGGCAACCUAAAGAGGUGAGAUAUGAAGCCUUGCAAACAUUAUGUUCAGCUCCACCAUCUGAUGUUUUGAACUGUGAAAAUUGGACGACUCUUUGUGAAAAACUGACAGUGUGUCUUUCAGAUCCUGAUCCUGUGUUUAGUGACCGGAUUUUAAAAUUCUAUGCACAGACAUUUACUCUUUCACCAUUACAUAUGACCAAGGAGAUUUAUACAAGCCUAGCUAAAUAUUUGAAGUUAUACUUUCUUUCUAGAGACAAUCAUAUCCCUACUCUCUCAACUGGUAUAGAUACAAGUAAUCCUAAUGUGAUCUGCUUACUUAAAAAGGUUCGUCUUCUAAAUGAAUAUCAGAAAGAGGCUCCAUCUUUCUGGAUUCGUCACCCAGAAAAGUAUAUGGAAGAAAUUGUGGAAAAUACUUUGUCCUUAUUAUCAGUUAAACAUGAUCAGAGCCAUCUUGUAACACAAAAGAUUUUGGAUCCAAUUUACUUUUUUGCAUUGGUUGAUACCAAGGCUGUGUGGUUCAAAAAGUGGAUGCAUGCAUAUUAUAGCAGAACUACAGUACUGAGACUUCUAGAAAAGAAAUAUAAAUCCCUGAUAACUACAGCAGUUCAGCAGUGUGUUCAGUACUUUGAGUUGUGUGAAGCCGUGAAAGCUGAUGAGAUUUUGGGUCAUUCAAAGCAUUGUGGGAAUAAACAGAAAACCUUCUACUACUCAGGACGAGAAUUACAAUAUAUUUAUUUCAUUCACUCACUAUGCCUUUUAGGAAGGUUAUUGAUCUAUACACAAGGCAGACAGCUAUUUCCCAUAAAGCUGAAGAAUAGAAAAGAUUUAGUAUCCCUUACAGAUCUUCUGGUUCUGUUCACCCAACUUAUCUAUUACUCACCAAGUUGUCCAAAGAUGACAUCAGCUGCACAUUUAGAUAAUUACUCUCCUACAAGUAUGGUGACUGAAGUUCUUCGGAUACUGUGUGAUCAAAAAGAAUGUGCAAUCGAAUGCUUAUAUAAUAACACUGUGAUUGAGGCACUUCUUCAGCCUAUUCAUAAUUUAAUGAAAGGAACUAAGGCUGCUCCAAAUUGCUCUGAAACAGCUUUAAUUCAUAUAGCUGAUAUUUUGGCAAGAAUUGCAUCUGUAGAAGAAGGACUUACCUUACUACUUUAUGGAGAAAACAUGAAUUCCUCUGAAGAAAAAAGCCCUACAGGUGCUCAUAUAAUUGCCCAAUUUUCGAAAAAACUUCUUGAUGAAGAUAUUUCUAUUUUUUCUGGAUCGGAAAUGUUGCCUGUGGUUAAAGGAGCUUUCAUUUCUGUGUGUCGUCAAAUAUAUGGUACAUGUGAAGGGUUACAAGUGUUAAUUCCUUAUUGUUUGCAUGAGUCUAUAGCAAAGGCAUGGAAGAAGGCAAGUUUGCUAUCAGAAAGAAUUCCUACUCCAGUAAAGGGUUUGGAUUCUGUUUCUUCGGUAAACCAGGAAUCCCAAAACAUUAUGGCUUGGGAAGAGAAUUUGUUAGAUGAUUUACUAAAUUUUGCUGCCACUCCCAAAGGACUACUCUUUCUUCAAAGAACAGGUGCCAUCAAUGAAUGUGUGACAUUUAUGUUCAACCGAUAUGCAAAAAAAUUACAGAUCAGCAGGCAUAAAAAGUUUGGCUAUGGAGUUUUGGUAACACAAGUGGCAUCCACAGCAGCAGGUGCAGUAGCACUACAAAGUUCAGGAUUUAUUAAUGCACUUAUGACUGAAUUAUGGGCCAAUCUGGAAUGUGGAAGAGAUGAUGUUAGAGUAACCCAUCCUAGAUCUACUCCAGUGGAUCCUAUUGACCGGAGCUGUCAAAAGUCUUUUUUAGGAUUGGUGAACUUGUUACCUUAUCCUGCUGUUUAUGAGCUGGUAGGCAAUCAAGAUCUUCCUAAUAAAGCAGAAUAUUCUCUUCGUGAAGUCCCAACGUGUGUUAUUGAUAUUAUAGAUAGACUUAUAAUUUUGAAUUCAGAAGCUAAGAUUCGUUCUUUAUUCAACUAUGAACAAUCACACAUCUUUGGACUCAGGUUAUUAAGUGUGGUAUGCUGUGAUCUAGACACUCUUCUUCUACUAGAGGUUCAGUAUCAAGUAUCUGAAGUGUUACUAAAUGCUCAAGAAGAAAAUAUCUUAGAGACCUCUGAAAGUCACAGGAAUUUCAUAAUUGAUGGCUUAUCAGUAGAGAGAAAUCAUGUUCUUGUUAGAAUAAAUUUUAUUGGUGGGCCCAUGGAACGAAUUUUGCCUCCAAGGGUACUAGAGAAGGAUGAUGAUCCAUAUCCUUGGCCCAUGUUUUCUUCAUAUCCUGUACCAGACUGCUAUCUCUCAGAAGUUACGAGAAAUGCUGAUCUAAAACAAGACAAUGAUCUUGCCAAACUUCUGUUAUGCUUCAAAAUGUCUGAUAAACAAACUGAGUGGAUAGAAAACUGCCGAAGACAAUUUUGCAAAAUGAUGAAGGCCAGACCUGAUAUAAUCAGUGGAAGUACUUUACAGGAAUUGCUUGAAAAAUUUGUGCUUCAUCUCUCCGAAAACCUCUCUGAAUGCUACUUCCCCUCAGUGGAAUAUACAGCUACUGAUGCAAAUGUGAAGAACGAAUGUCUUUCAUCUGUGCAGCAGCUUGGCAUUAAAAUGACUGUCAGAUAUGGCAAGUUCCUCAACCUGUUAAAAGACAGCGCAGAAAAUGAUCUUACCUUGGUUUUAAAGCACUGUGAGAGAUUCCUAAAACAGCAGCAAGUGCCCAUAAAAUCUUCUCUUCUCUGCCUUCAGGGGACUUACGCUGGCCAUGACUGGUUUGUAUCCUCUUUGUUCAUGAUAAUGUUGGGGGACAAAGAAAAAACACUCAGAUUUCUUCACCAGUUCUCCAGGCUUCUGACCUCUGCUUUCCUUUGGUUGCCAAGACUUCAUAUUUCUAGGUAUCUAGCUACUGACACUAUAGAAUCUGGCAUCCAUCCAGUAUAUUUUUGCAGUACUCACUACAUUGAAAUGCUUCUGAAGGUGGAGGUGCCACUUGUGUUUUCAGCUUUUCACAUGUCUGGUUUCGCACCAUCCCAGAUUUGCCUACAAUGGAUAACUCAGUGUUUUUGGAAUUAUUUGGAUUGGAUAGAAAUCUGCCAUUAUAUUGCCACUUGUGUUUUCCUUGGUCCUGAUUAUCAAGUGUAUAUCUGUAUAGCUAUAUUCAAACAUCUGCAGCAAGACAUUCUGCAGCACACUCAGACUCAAGAUCUGCAAGUUUUCCUGAAAGAGGAAGCACUGCAUGGUUUUCGAGUGAGUGAUUACUUUGAAUACAUGGAGAUUUUGGAACAAAACUACCGAACAGUAGUGCUGAGAGACAUGCGGAACAUUAGAGUGCAGAGCACAUAGAUGGUGGAGUGCACGGUUUAAUGUCAUGUUUUAUUUAUUUGUAAAGAAAACAGGGGGACUUGAUUGUCUUCUGUGUCUAAAACAACAUAUGCUUUGUGAAUACCCAUAUUGUGAAUCAAUACUAGGACUCUUUCAAUAUAAUAAUAAAUAUUUGAUUAGGAAUUAGCUCAAUUUGUGACAUGAAGUAAAUUCAUUUUUGUUAAGUUCGUUGUUUUCUGAGGCUGUUUUAGAAUCAGAUCUAAUUUACUUAUAGUUCUUUACGUUUAAGAGCUGGUCCCAACUGACAUCUCUUUCGUUACCAGAAGAUUAAAAUAUUUUUUUCUAAAUGGUUUUGAAAGAAGCAUCAACAUUAUAAAUAAUUGUUUGACUAGCCAGAGAGAGAGUCCAUACAAACAAGGAAGACAUUUUCUUCAUGUUUUGUCUGCACCUAUAAAGGAAAAUAGACAAAGCCACAAUUACUAAUUUUACAUGUGGAGGAAAUAAAUUAUAUUUAUCAUAGCAAAUGCUAAGAAAACUAUUGUUCUCAGACAUAAUUGUUUUUCUAGGAAUUGUUUUUGAUAGCUAUAUCAAAUUAUAAUUUUUCAUGUGAAAUGUAGGCUCUACAUGGUUCAUUUAGAAGGUAGAUUGGUUAUUUCAUACUGAUAAGCAUUUGGCUUUUCAUUUGUUAUGCAUUUUUCUUAGUGAUAAAUUUUAUUUGUACUGAACUUUUUAAAAACAUUAAGGAGAAUAACUUCUAAAUUAUUUUAAAUGAGUAACACAAUGUUUUAUUUAAACAGAAAGCUUUCCUCCAGUGAGAUUAAUACAAUUUGCUAAAGUCUGUUUUCUUAUAACUGUCACAUUUAAUAUAUGAAAAAUAAUACACAAAAAUAUUUUUCAGUUAGCAAUUUUAACAAAUUUUUUUAACUUAUGUGUGGUAGUCAUUUUGUAUGCAUUACUUAUAUUUAAAUAUAAAUCAACCAAUAAAACCAUUUUGAAGCCUUUUUUUCUAAAACCAAAAAUAGCUCAUCCACAAACUCAUUUUUCCUUUCAAUAUCAUGAAACAACUGGCACCAUACAGUUUUCAGCGGUGUGAUAUUUAGGCUAUUGUAAUAUCAACCUUCCAAAAUUGGGUUUUAUGCUGUUAAUGCUAACAGUAGCUGGUCAGUAAUGGUGUUCGUAAAGGGCAUUGAAAAAGUUGAGAAAAGCAAAUUGAGCAAGUUAAUUUGACAUAUUGCUCCCUUUAGCUCUGGUUGAUAGAGUUAAGUAAGAGAGUCCUAGGUUAAUCAAAAUACCAAGCUUUUGUCUACUUUCAAACUUAAUUUUGGAAAGCUGUAAUACAUGUUUAUGGUUUCAUUUCUUCCCAUUCUGUUCCUGAGUUACUGUUAUUGAUACUAAGAAAUUGCAGCUUUAUUUCCUUUUUAAAAGCUCUUACAUGGUAAUUGGAAAUAUAGAUGGAGAAGGAACUAUCUUAGUUUUAUAAUAUUCAUUGGUGAUUUUGAUUGAAAACUGAAGUAAGAUCUAGAUAAUAACAGUUACAUUUUGGAAAAGUGAAUUCAGCUGAAGCCAGAAGGUGUUUGUGUUCAUUUGUUAAAUAAAUGUCUUAUGAACAAUGACCUAGCGAUUUGGUGAAAUAAAAUGUAAAAUAUGAUCAUUUACGUAGCUAGCAUUGUAAAUUAUUUUUGUACCUAUUAUUCUAGGAAUACUAUUUAGAAUAGAAAUAAACACAACCCUGCCUUGACUUUCAGUUUUGUUUUAAUUAUUUAAAGUAUAAGUCCUUAGGACAGACUUUAUUUCUAUUUUAUGAAUGGGUACCUCAUACAUUUUACAGGAUUCAUUAUGAGAAACUAUAUUUUAUGGUAACAGUGUAAACAAAUGUGAAAACAGUAUAAACAAAAGGGAAAAUGUAAGCACUCGUAUAUAAAUCUUUGAAUACCUGUUUUCAGAAUUUCAUCUCUGUAGUUAUGCCUCCUCAAAAUGCAUAGGCAUCUAAGGAAUCUGUGAAGGUAAAGUAAAUCUCAGAAAUUAAUCUAACUUUAAUAGAAUUCUAACUAAAUCUAUGAUUAUUAAAUUAUGGCAUGUUCUAGUUUGAUUUUCCAAUUCAAGAUGUUAAAGAAAUUUCUUUGGUUGUUCAUUUAGCAGACAUGUUUUGAGGGUUGCACGUGUAAUAUUUUUAAUAUCCAAGAUAGGAAAAAUAACAGCACUUAACAGCACUACUACUCACUGAGUCCAUAGUCCUCAUGGAGACAUGAAUAAUUUUAAACUGUGAGAACAUAGUUUUAAAGAUCACAAGAAUUUAUCUCUGGAUUUGGUGGCUUUGAUGAGAACACUUUUGAUGAAGUAGUGAAGUUUGUUUGGAGCAGGGUUAAUUGAUGCUGAGAGGAAAGACUGGAGACCGAUCCUUCUAGGAGCAUUGCUGAACAGAGAAAGAGAAUAUGGGUCGUAGCUAGAGGAGGCGUGGGGUCAAAGACUUUUUUAAGAUGGAGAAUGGAAGCAUGUUUUUAUGUGAGUGGAAAUGAUGCAGUAAAGAAAGGAAAACAUGCUGAAGAGAAAAAUGCUGGAGUGAAUGUCAUGAGGCUCAUGACCGUAGGAGUGAAAACUGCAACAGCCAUUUUGGAAGUUUGAGUUUUGUUUUGUUUUUUUCUUUUUCAAAUUAAGUUAAAUGCACACUUCGCUGUGUGACUCAGCAAUAUUCUUUGUAAGCAUUUCCCCUAAAGAAAUGAAAGAUAUCUCCAUACAGAGGCAUGCAUGAAUAAUACAGCUUUAUUCAUCAUAGUCCCAAACUGGAAACAACCCAACUGGUGAAUAGAUAAACAAAUGUAGUUCAUUCCAUAAAAUGGAAUACAUCUCAGCAUUAAAAAGUACCACCUACUGAUGCACACAAAAGUAUACAUAGGAUUCCAUUUACAUGAUGUUCUAAAAAAGGUAUAUCUAUGUGACAGAAGGUUAUUGAUUUCCAGGGCCUAGGCUGGGGUUGGGUGUGAAGAAAAGGGAUUUACUACAUAGAGGCAGAGGGGACAUUUAUGUCAUAAUUGUAAUUAUGGCUACAUGACUAUAUUUUUAAAAGUACUUUGAAUUGUGUGCUUUAAAUGAGUGUAUUUUAAGUUUCACCUCAAUAAAGCUGAUUAUCAAAAGAUAAAUACUGCAAAGAAAAAUUGAUAAAUCUGUUGUAAUGGAAGUGUCUUAACAUCAGCAAUUAUGUUAGCCAUAGGUUACUUGUGGAUGCAUUAAACAAGUUGAGGAAAAUCCUUUCUAUUUCUAUUUUGGUGAGAGUUUCAGGAAUAGAAUUUGUUUGGAAAUGAUUUUUAUCGAAUACUUUAUGUGAAAGUAAUCUUUGCAUGAGUUUCAUCUUUAUUUGGUCUGUUGAUAUGGUAACUUCCCAAUAUUGCUAAUACCAAACAAAUCAUGCAUUCCUAAGAUUAACUCUACUUGGUCAUAAUAUUUUAUCAUUUUUACAUAUUGUCAGACUUGAUUUGUUAAAAUUUUAUUAGGGAUUUUUAUGUUCAUAAGGGAUAUUGAUCUGUAUUCUUUUUCUGAUUUUGGUAUCAUGAUAAUGCUGGCUUCAUAAAAUGAGAAGUGUUCAUCUGUUUUCUAGAAGUUUAUAUGAAAUGGUAUUAUAGUCUAGAAGUUUGUUUAAAAGGUAUUGUAUUUUUUCCUUCAAUGUUUGAUAGAAUUUCCCAGUGAGGCCUGGAAUUUUCUUUGUGAUAAGAAUAAAAAUUUUUUUUAAAUUU